UGCAAUUGCAUCGUGGGUAAUAGAACGUGGCAUCCGCUGAAAAUCAACAAAUAUUUUCGUGCUAUAAAUUUCACUAUAUUGACAACAAUUACUGUUUUACAAAGUCUUCGAAACUCAAAAUUUUCAACAAAUUUAAAUAACCUUCAUGGCUAGCUAUACUGAGUUUAUACAGCAAAAUGAGGAUCGUGAUGGAGUUCGCUUCAGCUGGAAUGUUUGGCCGUCAAGUCGCCUUGAGGCCACCAGGAUUGUAGUACCAUUAGGAUGUCUCUAUACACCAAUCAAAGACCAACCAACCCUUCCACCUAUUGCAUAUGAUCCAGUGUUGUGUACCAGAUCAAACUGUAGAGCAGUUCUUAAUCCAUUUUGCCAAGUUGACUACAGAGCCAAACUUUGGACAUGUAAUUUCUGCUUUCAACGAAACCCAUUCCCCCCUCAGUAUGCAGCCAUAUCAGAGCAACACCAACCUGCAGAGCUUAUCCCCCAGUUCUCAACCAUUGAAUACACUCUCACAAGAGCCACAUGUAAUCCGCCAGUGUUCCUGUUUGUUGUGGACACAUGUAUGGAUGAUGAUGAAGAUCUUCAGGCUCUCAAGGAGUCCCUACAGAUGUCUCUGAGUUUGCUACCCCCAAAUGCCCUUAUAGGGCUCAUCACCUUUGGUAAAAUGGUACAAGUGCAUGAAUUGGGUAGUGAGGGAAUAUCAAAGAGUUAUGUGUUCAGAGGCACUAAGGACUUGGAUGCCAAACAAAUACAGGAGAUGCUUGGCAUAGGACGUGGGGUUCCUGCACAACAACCAAGGGGUCCUCAGGGACAGAACCCACAACAGCAACAACAACAACUACCAUCCAAUAGAUUCCUUCAGCCUGUCCAUAAAUGUGACAUGGCUCUGACUGAUCUCCUAGGUGAGCUUCAGAGAGAUCCCUGGCCUGUAGCUCAGGGCAAACGUCCCCUUAGGUCCCUGGGAACUGCCCUGUCUAUUGCUGUAGGACUCCUUGAGUGCACAUACCCAAAUACAGGGGCCAGAAUUAUGAUGUUUACAGGGGGCCCUUGUACUCAGGGACCAGGCAUGGUUGUCGGAGAUGAGAAGAAAUUCCCAAUAAGGUCCCAUCAUGACAUUGAAAAAGAUAGUGUCAAAUACAUGAAGAAAGCUAUGAAGCAUUAUGAGGCUCUUGCGAACAGAUGCUCCAACAAUGGUCAUAUCAUAGAUAUCUAUUCCUGUGCCCUGGACCAGACAGGCUUGCAUGAGAUGAAGUUCUGCUGCAAUCACACAGGGGGCCAUAUGAUUAUGGGAGAUUCAUUCAACACAUCCCUUUUCAAGCAAACAUUUCAACGAGUUUUUGCGAAAGAUGUCAAAGGAGAAUUCAAAAUGGCAUUUUGUGGGACAUUAGAAGUGAAGACAUCUAGGGAGCUUAAAAUACAAGGUGCCAUUGGCUCUUGUAUUUCCACCCAUGUUAAAGGCCCAAGUGUGUCCGAGACGGAACUAGGUAUGGGUGGCACAUCUAGUUGGAAGAUCUGUGGCCUUUAUCCCAACUCUACACUUGGAAUUUACUUUGAAGUUGUUAAUCAGCAUAAUGCCCCAAUACCACAAGGAGGAAGAGGCUACAUCCAGUUUAUCACAAAGUUCCAACACUCCAGUGGCCAGAAGAGAGUCAGAGUCACAACUGUAGCCAGAAACUGGGUUGAUGCAUCAAUGAAUAUCCAGCAUAUUGCUGCAGGGUUUGAUCAGGAGGCAUCAGCUGUAUUAAUGGCAAGACUUGCAGUGUUCAGGGGAGAGACAGAUGAUGGCCCAGAUGUACUGCGCUGGAUAGAUCGGAUGCUUAUUAGAUUGUGCCAAAAGUUUGGAGAGUAUAAUAAAGAUGAUCCUAACUCUUUCCGGUUCAGUGAACAAUUCUCUCUCUACCCCCAGUUUAUGUUCCACAUGAGGAGGUCCCAGUUCCUACAAGUAUUUAACAACAGCCCUGAUGAGACCUCAUACUACAGGCAUGCCUUGUUGAGAGAGGAUUUAACGCAGUCUCUUAUAAUGAUACAGCCAAUUCUCUAUGCAUACUCUUUCAAUGGCCCACCAGAGCCUGUUCUUCUUGACAGUGGUAGCAUCACUGCAGACAGAAUCCUUUUGAUGGACACAUUUUUCCAGAUUGUCAUUUUCCAUGGAGAGACUAUAGCACAAUGGAGGAAGGCCAAGUACCAGGAGAAGCCAGAGUACGAGAACUUCAAGCAGCUACUCCAAGCCCCAGUGGAUGAUGCCCAGGAGAUUCUGCAGACUAGGUUCCCAAUGCCCAGAUACAUAGACACACAAGCUGGAGGCUCUCAGGCCAGAUUCUUGCUGUCUAAGGUUAAUCCAUCACAGACACACAACAACAUGUAUUCCUGGGGUGGGGAUAGCGGCGCCCCUGUACUCACUGAUGAUGUUAGCUUACAAGUCUUCAUGGAACAUCUCAAGAAACUUGCAGUGUCCACAUCAACAUAAGACAUAUCGUGUAGUGUUUUUGGAACCCAAUAUUGCAAUUGAAGAUGGAUUAUUUUGAGCAUUUUGACUCAUUUUAUGUAGCUUUUACAUGGUUUGAUGAGGGACUUUUAUACCAAACUUUUACAGAGUAAAAGUUGAUUGUGAUUGAAUGUGGGCAUAAGCUGUAAAUGAUUGCUUUAGAAUUGCUCGAAGCAGUCUUGAAUUUGAAAUGGAGCAGACCUGAGCCACAGCUACAGUUCAAAAGGACAUAAGUAUCAUGCUUGUCUAGCAAUUUCAGGGAUUAAAAUUGAUAAGUUUUUUGAUGGAUUCAAGUCAGAAAUAGGUGUCUUGUAAUUCUUAUAAGGGAAACUGUUAUUUCAAAUUUCAACCUCUGUUGUAUCUGCUUAGAGUGUCAAGUGUAGAUUAUUAAUUCACAAUCAAAAACAAACAGCUUUGUCUGUGCCAUCAUCGUUUGAAGGACUAUUUAUUACUGUGUAUAUUUAACAAUAGCAAAUACUUUAUUCAAUACGUAAACUGCCUUGAAACUAUACAAAUGUGCAAUUUUAUUUGACAACUUAUGGGCCUCUUAGGUUCAAUUUCUCCAAUUGAUUUUGGAAUGCAAAAGUUUAAAAAAAUUAUAUAUCAAGUCACAAAUAAAACAAUUUUUCUUUAUCAUACAGGUGUUUUUAUUAUUAAUACUAUCAUUAAUCUCUAACAUUAUAUUAUAUUUAUUGUCAUAUAUUACAGGCUUUAAAAUGUAAAAAUAUAAAUUAUUUUCCAUAAAAACUGCAUUUUUAUUGUUAUUUUUGUCCCUUGGGAGACAGUUACAACAAAGUCACAGCCAUGAAGGCAAAUCCUGUCAUCUGAAAGAUUACAAAGGUCACCUCAUUUACACAAAUAGUACUCUCAAAGUAAAGAUCACAUCACUAAACCUUAUAUUAUUGUAUUAUGAUCUUUCAUUAGAUUGCUAUAGAUUGCCAUAAAAUGAGAAUUUUUAAGUGUGACUGCUGGUGAAACAAAUAUUUAUUUAGACACUUUUGAUAGGUUCCGUUUUUUUCUGUCCAAGUAAAUAUUAUAUUUGUCCUAUAAUCAACAUCUUUAACAUCAGAAUCAGAAUCUAAAAAAUGGAAUUUAGAUUUAUAAACAUGAAUUACACCUCCCAAUCUUGGUUAAGAAUAUUUGUUUGAAAAUGACCCCUAAAAGAUGUAAUAUUGGCGGAGAAAUCUGAGUUAAAACAAAUAUUAGGGAAAUGUUAUUGCUUAUAGCAUGUUUAUUAUUCCUGUAUGAUGUCUAACUUAUGGAGCAUUUGAUUGCGCCAUAAUUUAUUGCGCAGCUCUGUACGUCCGCAAGUGUGAUAUUCUUAUAAAUCAUUGUCUAUACGUAAGAACACAUUUAUGGGCGUAUAGAGCUGUGCAAUAAAUGAUGAUGAAAUCAAACACUCCAUAAGUUAUACUAGAAAGUGUCUAAAUAUUUGUUUCACCAACAUGCUAUAAGUGAGUUGCAAAAUCUCUCUAAUAUCAGGUAAAUACUACCUAACUGUAAAUAUGUUGCAUUACAACUAACAUAUGUUUCUCAACAUACACGCUGUCCAAAAAACAUUUGAAACAAGACAAACGAGGAAUAUUCCUGGAAUUUGUUUAUCUUACAACAAUUAAGUUAUCAUAAACAUCUGAAAGUUUCACCACGUAACUGUUAGAUUUAGGGAAAAGCUUGUUUAAGUACCACCACCCAUAUUUCAUGGAAUAACUCUGAGAGUGAUGAACCAUCUAUCAUGUCCCUAUGCAAUGCUUCAAGUGCUCUUAAAUCCAGAGACAAAUGUUCAUGUACAAUUCUAAAAACUUAUCUUUACUAUAAUUGUAGACUAAAAAUCUAUAAAAUUAUUAGUUUUUUUCUUGCACUUGAGGACUUUGAUAUGCUACACUUCAUUAAUGAUCACACAGGAAAGACAAUGAAACACUUUCAGCAAAUGGGGUAAAAUCUUGAUUCCAACAUCCUAGUUUUGUGGUAUAAUCAUAAUUCAGUCAACAUAUUGUAACAAUGCUUUUGAGUAACAGUCCCUUGCAUCAAGAGUCCAGUAAAGCGAUAUUAUUGCGGCUAAAAUCCUAAAUAUUUUAGAAUACAGUAUUCUUAAUAUAGUAUUUUGUACAUUUUUACAAUUCGAUCCUUAUGGCACUCUUUGGAUAAAUCAUAUCAGUAAUCAAGUAAAGUACUAUAUGCAUGGCCACUUAAGCACUAUUCAUUUUCCAUCAAUAGCUACAAAGAUAUAAACUUAUAAAGCUAUUUUUAAAAUUUGCUUUAACCCUUUCCCGACAUGAAUAUAAGAGCAAAAUGUUGGCCUGGUGGCAGAUUUAUAAGUAAGAGCAUUUUUUAGGUAAAAACUGGAAAUGAUGUAUAACCCGGAACCUAUACUUUAAAUUUUAUCACUAAAAUACAAUUUUCAAUAAGCAUUAUAACAUUUGAUGUAAAAAUACUGAAUAGAUCUGGAGAUAUUGUCAUUUCAUUGA
This is a messenger RNA of Owenia fusiformis, 4947 nucleotides long. Lineage: Eukaryota; Metazoa; Annelida; Polychaeta; Sabellida; Oweniidae. The record is from the annotation of a GenBank genome assembly.